GUCGUUGCAGUCACAGAGUGCGCACGCAUGCCGAGCAUCACCCCGCGCUCGGUGGUGACAGGGCACGCGACGAAUUUGUCGCAGUGGAACUCGAAGCAAAACGAUUCGGCUGCAAACGUGAAUGCGGCGUCGGUGGUGCUACACGUGCGCAGCCGCCUUCGCCAGUCUGGCGUGAUGGGAUUCGUGUCAUUUCUGCAAGCGCUCAAGCAAGUGGCCAACCCUGCCCAAACUAUUUCAAGGGCGCAGCUCAAGGCUACGUUAUCAAAUCACAACCUUCAGCUGUCGGAUGUGGAUAUUCGUGCAAUUGCCAUCUUUCUCGGAGAAGAAGUCAGCGGUGCCAUGCCCAUUUCCACUCUUCGCGACUUGAUCUUCGGCAAACUGGAAGGGCGAAGGCAAGACGUUGCCACAGCCGCGUUCCGCCGCAUGGACGGGCGACAACGCGGGUAUGUUGCUGUGGACGAAAUUCUGCGGAACCACGACGCCGGAAUGCAUCCCGACCUGAUGUUUGGCAAUCAAACAACGCCGAUUCAAGUGCACAGCACGUUUGUAAAGUCGUUCACGGCACUUGUGCCGCCAACUUCGCUGGUCAACCUCGCCCAGUGGCUCGAAUACUGCCAAUGCCUCAGUGGGGCUACGGAAAAAGAUGACUACUUCGACCUGAUCUUCGCCCGCGUGUGGCACGUGUCGGUAUCUUCGUCAUUAAACGAUCCGCCCGAUCCGAUCAAGGUGUCCAACAACCAAGUGCUGACCCCUCGCUCGUCCCUGACGUUGCUGGAUGAUUUGAGCCAGAAAAACUUGCUCGCCACGGCACUUGACUUUUCGUCCGAGUCGUUUUCAUCCAUGCCGUCCCCGGAUAUGACAGUGGCGGCACCAUCCGUUUCGUCCGCACCGCUGCAAAUGGACCUGAACUACACGACUACGACCACGCGAAAAUCGUCGCGAAAUGCCACCCUCAACAGUACCCAAACGGCUGCGUGCAUGACGCACAUGUACCCCGACAAGGCUGGUCUCUUACCCAAGUCCAAGGACAUUGGUGUUGGGACCAAAAUGAUCCUGUCCCGGCUGCGUGCUGCAUUGAAAUGUCGGGGAGCAGCGGGCAUGGUUGGGUUGAGCCGGAAGUUCCGCAUCAUCGACGACGACAACAAUGGGUUUCUCAACCUCGUCGAAUUCAAGAAUGCCAUGCGCGAAUGUGACGUCGAUUGCAGCGACGCCGAUUUGCGCCAAUUGUUCGACGCGUUCGAUAAGGACGACAGCCAAGCAAUUGACUUUAAAGAGUUCCUCAAUGGAGUGCGAGAGCCCAUGAACGAUCGGCGGUUGGCCCUCGUCCGCCUGGCCUUCCAAAAGAUUGAUCGCAAUGGAGAUGGCGUGCUCGAACCUAGCGACAUUGUCGGCUGCUACGACGCCAGCAAACACCCUGACGUCAUUGCUGGCAAGAGGACUGCAGACGCGAUUUUCCGCGAAUUCCUUGAAACUUUCGACGUGGAUGCCAAAGAUGGCAAGGUCACACCAGCCGAGUGGGAACACUACUACGACAACAUCUCGGCCGUGAUUGACCACGACGAUUACUUUGAGCUCAUGUUGCGCAAUACAUGGCAUCUGAGUGGCGGUCAAGAGUGUGGAGCGAGCUCCUUCGAAUCCACUCGUGACCGUGUCGUAGUUGAGCCAGAGUCGCCCGCCAUUGUGUUUACAACCCCCAAACGAUAUGGAAAUGCGUCGGCGGGUCUGGCGUCGUGCUUGCAAGUAGAUUUGCCACAGGCACGGCAAGCAUUGUCCAAUCAACCUGGACAACCCUUGUUGGCCGACAUGCAACACCCCAAGGAACUCCGGCGCAUUGUAAAGCGGCUCAAAACAACAUUGAAGGCACGCGGAGGCCGAGGUUACACUGGUCUUGUUCGCGGAUUUCGCUUGAUGGACUCGAAUGGAUCGGGAACGUUGGAUUUGAACGAAUUUCGAGCGGCAAUGGACCGACUCCAGUUGCACAUGAGCGCGAACGACCUCUUGGUCCUGUUUGACUACUUUGACGUCAACGGGAACGGCUCGGUGGACGUGGCGGAAUUUGUGAAUGGCGUUCGUGACCCCAUGAACGAACGCAGGCUGUUGUUUGUCCACAUGGCGUUUGAUCUCCUGGACACGGACCACAAUCAUGUCCUGACCGUGGAAGACGUUGUGACCAAAUACGACGCUCGGAAACACCCGGACGUAUUGGCCGGACGCAAGACGGAUCGGGAAAUCUACACGGAAUUCCUCGAUACGUUUGAAUGGUCGUCCAAGGUACACGACGGCCAAGUCACGUUGACCGAGUGGACGGAAUACUACGCCAAUAUCAGCGCGAGCAUUGACGACGACGACUACUUUGAGCUCAUGAUGCGCAAUGCGUGGCACAUGUCAGGCGGCGAAGGGUGGACAGCCAACUCGACCAACCGCCGUGUUCUGGUCAACGAAUCCCAGGUCGCCGAGAUCCAAAACGACUUGGGCGUGUUGCGGUAUGAACAAAUCCAGGCGCAGCUCGGGAAACAAGGGUUUCACACCGUGCCAAGCAAUACCAAGGUAUCGUUCUAUGAAGUUCUCGACCAUUCGGUGCGCACCACCUCUGUCAACGUGAAGCGUCCGGGGCGCCUUCGCAACAAUUGCAGCGACGGGACGGCCACCUGCCUGACGAUGGCACCAGCAGCAUCAUCCACGGCAAUCAAGCCGGGGAAGCGACUCGGUGGUGGUGGCUAUCUGGCGACCGGCGUAGCAGCCUCGACCUACUCGAGCAAUGCAAGUAUCCCCCCCAACCAACAAACGUUUGCGACAGUCGGAGUCCAACCCAUCCUGACGCGUCUCCGCGCGUACCUAAAAUCCUCCCAGCAUGGCUUUAUUGGGCUCAGCCGAGCGUUCAAACGGAUGGACUCGGACGCAAAUGGUCAUUUGAGUAUGUCGGAAUUCAAGCAAGCCAUGGCUGGAUUUGGCCUCGAGGACGUCGACGCGCGUAUUUUAUUCAACUACUUUGACGUGGACCACAACGGGACCCUAGAGAUCCAAGAGUUUGUGACGGGGCUGCGGGGCCCGAUGAACGCGCGCCGCCUCGGGUUUGUCCGUGAAGCGUUUGCCCGUAUGGACAAGGACGGCAACGGCGUCCUCGAGCCAAGCGACAUUGUAGAGGCGUACGACGCGUCCAAGCACCCCGAAGUGAUCGCGGGGCGAAAAACCCCCGAUCAGGUGUUUCGCGAAUUUCUCGACACGUUCGAUGUGGAUGGCCAUCACGAUGCCAAGGUGACGCCCGACAUGUGGGAACACUACUACGCAAACGUUAGCGCCAGCAUCGACGACGACGACUACUUUGAGCUCAUGAUGCGCAAUGCGUGGCACAUCACGGGCGGCAAAGGGUGGUGCGCAAAUUCGACCAACCGCCGCGUGCUCGUCAACGAGUCCCACGUUGUGGAGGUUGAAAACGACCUGGGGGUUCAGGCGUCCGAAGUGCCCGAACGACUCGAGCGCCAGAUCAAGUCGUACAUGAACCAACCAGGGACAAUCAAAACUCUCAACUCCGUCAAUGUGACGGCAUGCUUGAACUACAUGACAGAUCUACCGAAGUCAGCGCAGCCCCCCGCUCGCCAGACGGAAGCCAAGGUUGUUCCGUUGCAAGCUAUGCAACGUGCUGCCGACGCUGCCGUACGUCGCCCAAGCAAUAGCUGCGGUGUGGUGACAACUUCCAACUCGAGUGUGGCGCAAAUGGAUGGGUUGUGGGGGGCACUGCGUCAGGUUUUGCGAUCCAAGGGGCUCGCAACGAUUGUUCAAGUUCGUCGAAGCAUCGUGCAGUAUGGCAAAACCAUCGGGACUGCGCAAGUCCAAGCCGCAUUAGCCGAAUCUGCCCAAGUCAAGUUGCCAACGGACAUUAUCCAGAAAUUGGUGGACGACGUGCGCCAGCGAUGUCCGUUGCGAGGCGAAGAUGUAUCGAGCGCUCGUGCAUCGACGUCGGGGUUCUGGAAGUGUCUGGCCAUGCCGAAGGAUGACCAACUCAUCAAAAUGGCCAAAAGAGUGUUUGCCCACCUCCAAGUUGAGGCCAAGGGCGACUGCACGCCAUUGGUGCUGGCCAAAGCGUACGAUGCCCCCAGCCAUCCGUCCGUGCUUCUCGGGCUCGUGCAAGCCGAAGACGUGUUCAAGGACUUUGCCCGGUGCUUUGAUGUAGACUCUUCCGGGUGCAUCACGUACGACAGCAUGGACGCGUAUUGCAGCGAUCUGUAUUUGUCUGUGGGCGAGCUCCGCCACUGCCUCCAAAUGCUGCGCGAUGUGUUUCACGUUGACAUUCCCACGACCUCGUGAAGUAAAGAGUACACACGUUCCACAAGUGUAGUUGUUGUCGACAUUAUAUAUUUGAUUCCUCGAUUGCAGUCACAUUUGACUUGAUCAUCCGCGCAAUGUGUGUGGCUGGCGCUGCUUCGCUCGCCGGGGCAUUGCAGGCGUCGUGUCUAGAUCCUGUGC
Aphanomyces invadans is the source of this 4464-nucleotide messenger RNA. RefSeq lists its product as hypothetical. Gene Ontology annotation, molecular function: calcium ion binding. The record is from RefSeq and is a predicted model, not a curated record. Lineage: Eukaryota; Oomycota; Saprolegniomycetes; Saprolegniales; Verrucalvaceae. Bases 28 to 4305 code for a protein of 1425 amino acids. The transcript is spliced from 5 exons.